CAGACUAAGAGCCUCUUUCCUCCCAGGAUUUCUCCCCCAGUCUGAGUUCUCUGCCCUGGGCUACAGCUCCCUUCCCCCCAGGAUAACCCCUGCUUUCUCAGGCUCAUUCAGGGGUGUUCUUCCCAUACAGGGCAGCUAGUCCAGUAACACAGAUGUUUGCUGGGGAGCUUUGCAAGGCAGGAACAUUCUUUCCUCCCCCCAGCUAUUGGUUUGGGGGCAUCUCAGGCUGCUUGGCAGCUGACUCCACCAUAGCUAGCUCUUGCAGCAAGGCCCACCUCUGCAGUUUCCUGUUGCAGGGACUCUCACUUAUUGCCAUGGCCACCAUCUAUCUCUCAAGCACUCCCUUCAGUACUCUUUCCCCUGGAGAAUGCAGGGCUCCAUCAUGCCCACGUGCUCCUCAGUUGGUGUCUGCCUUGCCCACAGCUGGGACUUCUGGUGGUUGGUUCAGGCUGUUUAAUUUCAUACAGCUAUCCUGUGGGUAUUGCAUGCCACAGUUUGUACAUUGCUUUUCUAGCAGCUAAUGUACGCUAAAAGGGCUUGCUGAGCAGCUGCCAGCCCGAGAGUGGGGGCUGGAAAGCAAUGCCGAGGAGGCUGUGGCUGGCCAAUGCGGAGAGUGCAGACAAAUCAAUUCAACAAACAUUUACCUAUGUGCAAAGCUUAAUGGCCAGGGCCCAGCUGAGCCCUAUAGCAACUAAAGAAAUGGGGGUGGUUAGUCUCUUUGCUGGCUGAGGAAUGGUAGAGGGAAACACAGCACUGUUUUGCCAGAACUCUGCAUGGAGCAGCCAGGGGUGGGGCAGACUCUCAUUCACGGAGCUACAGAACAUUUGGCCCUGGAGUGUGAGGUGUGUUCUAGGCCCGGGUUUCCCAUGCUCACCUCUGAUGAUGCAGUCUCAGUCAUGCCCAGCCACCCUGCUGCUCUUCCAGGCCUGCCCUGCCAAUGCCCCUUUGUUCUCUCUCUCCAGGGAAUACCUUUACAAUAGAGGAACUGUGGGCUUGUUGCAGUCUGAGCAGCUCCCAUAUUUCUCUCACUGAGCUCAGUGUAACGUAACCAUCUUCUAGUCUCACCAGCUCUUCCCUUUGUGGCAACUUUCACUGAACAGGACUCCUUGAGCAGUUCCCCGCUGGUUAUCAACACCCAGAAUGACACCUCAGCAAGAAGUCGUUUCACAGAGGGGGGCACAGAAUAGGGUGAUGAUAAUGCCCCUACUUAAACUGGCUUGGGGGACCCAGAUACUACAGUGGUGGGUGUGCAACACGUACAGCAGGGACUUCUCACUGGAAUGCUUGGAGUAGAGCCUGUAAUGGAGCAGAAGUUGCUGUAUUCCCUGCAGGGCUAUCAGAUCAACCAGAAAGAGAAAACGUGGGCCUCACGGCCACUCCAGCACAGGACAGCCAGUUUGGAUAGUAUCAUUCAUGCAGUAUACUUCAAGUACUACCCAGCAGCAGGCAGUGACAGCAUAUGGUCCAGGCUGCAGCAGCAUGGAGCCAUGAGCUGGGGAAUAUGCUUCAUUCAGUCCAGAGGCGCCUAGUGAAGGGAGAGAAAGGAGGACUUCACCCAGCGUAGGCAGACAUCUGCAAUGAGAUGGAUGGAGAUCGGGAAACUGCAGAGAAGAUGCAGAUUGCAGGAAGUGGUGAGGCUUGCGGGAAGAGCCAAAGGCUUUGAGGCAAACAUUUAGAGAGUUAAACAUGAGGAGGGCAAUUCUGAACGCUACCAAAAUGAUGGGGGAUCCAGUGGAGACUACACAGCAUGAGCUGUGUGUUUGUGACUGCUAAUGUCACACUCCAGUUAGAGCGGCAGCCUGAGGAGAGCCCAGGAGGAUGCUUAGGUCAGGAGUGGAGGUAACAGAUCACUCUGUGUCAGGAAGAGCUUCCGGAUCCUGGGCUGCAUGUGACGAGUAGCGGCGUAAGCUGCUCCUGCAGGAGAUACCCUUUUAAAAUUAGCUUAUGGGGCUGGCUCUGUGCUGGGCCCCACCCAGUUCGGAGAGAGGCUCUCAAAGCCUCUGUGGGCUGCUGUGAUGUGAGGUGGUAGGUGCAUUGAGGAGGCUGAAGGGGGUAGAUGGCUAUCUUGCCAUCACAAUUACAUUCAAAGGGGCUAAUAUUGUCCAGACACCUACGUUGUUGCCCUAACACCUGCAUUAUCCCCAGCUUGCUACUCGGGGCCAUGCUUCUCUGCUGCUCUAGCUCCAGGCCUUGCCUCUGCUAGCAUCUCCUGAUGUGUUACCCAGCACUCCUGCUACCAAUGCAAGUGAUACUUCAUGUGUUUGCUCCUUUUGUGAUGUCACUGUAGGGACUCAUGAUGUCAUUAUGUUCCACCAAUGAAAGAAAAGGAGUAUAGGCGGAGUCCAGCCUGCUUCUGCAAGGACACAAUAUAGUUGGGCUGGGCUUCAUGAAGCUGCACCUGCUGCUGACACUCCUACUGGGGGCUGUGCUCCCUGUGCCACUUCCCCAAAGGCUCAGCGACUUAGUCCCUGAGGAUUUUUCUGCUCCCCUGGAGCUCCCACAGCAGCACUUCGGCCUGGUGGACGAUUAUGGCAUUAAACCGAAGUACCCCCAGUUCCAGACUCGAGCACCCCGGAAGCAGCCAGCAGGCCUGCACCAAGCACACAAGAGCAAGCGGGAUGAGCCAGACUUGGCAGAGUAUUAUUAUGACAAUGUCCUGUGAGCUGCCCAGGGACUUGUUGCAGUGGGGGGUCUCCAUGAGCCCUAAGGACUCCAGCUCUGGCCCUGUGCACUAGUUGCUUUAUAAAGGUGCGCUGUACAGCAAGACAAACUGAGGGGCUGCUCAGUGAUGCCUGUUGGGGUGGGGCAGAAGGUGAAGGCAGAGGGCUGCUCCUGCUCCAGACUAGUUCCCUUCGUCCCAUGGAUGUUUCUUCAGCUGCUGGAGAUGGUGUAGCUGAAGAUGAAGCCCCUAAAAUUACUUCUCCCCUCUAAUGAAGGCUGCCUGUCUCCACCUGAGUGUAAAGGUGGGGAUCCCAGGGAGAGAGGACUGAGGUCACUCGUCCAUAGAAAGCCAUUCUAUGCAGCCCCCCGGCUGCCACGUAAGCUGCUCUGCCAUGAUGCUCAAUCUCCCUUGGGCUUGAGGUGCUGGGUGGGGCUCUCUGAAGAGGCCCCUGGGAAGGAGAAAAUGGGCAGGAUGCCCACGUAACAAGGCUGUGACAGAGGAGC
Messenger RNA from Chelonia mydas (Green sea turtle), 3165 nucleotides. It is a transcript of the gene FREY1, whose product is annotated as chromosome 6 C11orf94 homolog. The transcript is spliced from 3 exons. The record is from RefSeq and is a predicted model, not a curated record. The coding region runs from base 2387 to 2662 and encodes 91 amino acids. Lineage: Eukaryota; Metazoa; Chordata; Testudines; Cheloniidae.